AUGCAGUGCACUGGUGCAGGAGUAAAAUUGCAGCCUGGAAGCUACCAGGUUCAGCCGGAUUCGGCGCUCGAAGCGCACAUUCUGGUGACCUGCCUGCAGACGCGCACGUCUGCCUUCGAGAUAGACCUUUCAGGCAGCACCCUCAAUGCGCUGGUGGGAGGAAUAUACUUGAACCAGUGCAGGGGUGUGACGCUGCAUGGACCAGCCACCCUCACAUACACCCAGAGCCAGUACCCCUACGCGCAGGGCACCAUCAAGACUGUCAGCACCGACAGUCUCCAGUACAACAUCCAGAUACAUGCAGACUUCUUGCAGACGUGGCAGCGCAUGCUGGUCGUGUUUGCCAAUCGUGAAUCUGGGGGUGGGGUGGUCUAUGAUGGCGUCACGCGCCUCACACUGCCGCUAAACAGACGUGGCACUGAUUUUGUGGUGGACUUCAGCAAAACGAUCCAAUUGAAUGCAAACACCUUUGCUGUCACGCUUGUGCGCUACCCUGGAAUAAUCUAUGUGAAUGACUUGGUCGUGGUCACACAGCCGACAGAUGCUGUGGGGAUUGCAUGCAGCAGCUGCAGUGGCUGCACUGUGAGGGAUUUCAUUCUGCCCACUGCUGCCGGAUUUGCCUUCUAUGACGGCACCCCACCGGGUGGCAACACCUGGCUGAAUCUGGCUUUGGCGCCUUCCAAGGUCCCAGGAAGUGAUGGCCAGCUGCCACUGAUGUCAUCCAUCCAUGAUGGCUUUCAUUGCACCUCCGGCAAAGUUGGGCCCACAAUCAACAACUGCCAGUUCGUCUCCACAGGGGACGAUGGAAUUGCAAUCCAUGGCCGCUUCUCCACUGUGGUGAAAGUGAUUCGAGAGGAGGGUGCUCUCAUAUUGGGCGCUCCAAUUCUCAAUCCUGGCGAGCUCAAUUCUGGGGACACGAUAGUAAUCUACACUCCUGAUGGACGCAGGCUCGGAUCCACCAAUGUUGUGAGCGUGUCUGUUGUAACGGCGCCGGUGCCAUCCUCAACAUAUGACAAUGUCUUUGGUAGCGAUUACAGCCGGUACAGCUACUUGAAGGUGAUUGUGACAAUGUGGCAGCCUGGUUUUGUGGGCAUGCCUGCUGGCAGCUUUGUGUCGCCGACUAGCCGCGUUGGGAACAAUUACGCCAUCACCAACUGCUACAUCUUCAAUGGCCGCGGCCGGGGUCUAAUCGUGCGAGCAAGCCAGUCGUUAAUUCAGGGCAAUACCAUCAUCCACAUGACAGAUACCAGCAUCCAUAUGGCACCGGGACUCGACUUCUCGCGGGAGGCAGGCUUCAACGAAGACAUGUUGGUGAGAGACAAUUACCUGGAGGGCGAGCAGCAGGGGAUCAUCCUGGGAGCAAACUUGCAUGGGAGCACUCCCUUCAUCUAUGCCGACAACUACAAUGUCCGCUACAUCAACAACACGGUUGUUGGCUCUCAGACAAGCCCGCUCACAAUCACCAGCUCCGGCAACGUUGUGGUGCAGAACAACCGCUUCAUCAACAUUCUCUGCAGUGCGACUGUGGACAACACGCGCGACUACCCAUGGCAGAUCCAAAAGGUGGCGUUUCAGCUCGCUAAUGUUUACGGGAUCGUCUUUUCCGGCAACUCCCUCACGUUCAACAGCGGCUGCGCCCGUAGCCAGACCAAUUUGAAUGCGCCGGUGUAUCUGGUGAAUGUCACGCACAUAGUCGGCGCAGUCAACCCAACCAUGAGUGUCGCGGGGACAAUUGUUGUUGGCACAGCAGCUAUUCAGCAGCGGCCAGCAGUGGCUGGCAUCCAGCCGGCUCCAAAGGACUAG
Messenger RNA from Coccomyxa subellipsoidea C-169, 1803 nucleotides. RefSeq lists its product as hypothetical. The coding region runs from base 1 to 1803 and encodes 600 amino acids. Lineage: Eukaryota; Viridiplantae; Chlorophyta; Trebouxiophyceae; Coccomyxaceae. The record is from RefSeq and is a predicted model, not a curated record. The transcript is spliced from 12 exons.